Tricharina praecox is the source of this 2170-nucleotide messenger RNA. RefSeq lists its product as uncharacterized. Bases 135 to 1691 code for a protein of 518 amino acids. The transcript has 3 exons. The record is from RefSeq and is a predicted model, not a curated record. Lineage: Eukaryota; Fungi; Ascomycota; Pezizomycetes; Pezizales; Pyronemataceae.
UCUACCUCCCACUUCCAUCACCUCCCACUUCCAUCACCUCCCACUUCCAUCACCUCCCAUUCCCGAAUGCUUGCGCGCUGAUCCUACAUCAUCCAAUUUGCAACGUUCUGGGCCGAUUGAAAUCUACCUUCACGAUGCGAAGCGGCAACUACAUCCAAGCUUUGGGCCGGCAGUCCUUCCAGCCCUCGCAGCCCGCGUCCACAUCCUCUCCCAAUGACGAGAUGCUUCCAUCCGAGCAAGCGAACGAACGGCAGCGCGAGCUGAUCAAGGCCCAAAAUGAUGUUCUCGCGACCGUGGGUGUAUGUCUCCGCGACAACAAGCAGCACUAUGACAAGACCGAGAACCGGAAGGCUGAGGACGAGGCGGGGUUGUGCGUCGAGGCACUGGACCUCACGGUCACCUACUUGGCAAUCUGGCCGUUGGUUGGGAUCAGGAAUAGACUGCAGACUUACAGAGUGUACGAAGGCAUGCGGUACCGCGACGUGUUACAGUUGGCGUGGACAAGGAGUACGUGGGAAGAGAUGUUCUCGGGAAUGCCCGCACAUCUCUUGUUCCAAAUGUCGAACCUCACCCGGGACUACCUUCGUACAAUGCUCAAGGUCUGGCUCGAGAAGAGGUCGUUCUUUCGCCAUCCGAUUACGCGCCGACCACGGCGCCGUGGUUGGUUGUAUGCAAUUGAGAAGUGCGUAGGUUUCGCUACUUGGUUCCUCGUCUACCCGGUCUGGUAUCACUCGAAUCUCCAGGUCCUUCAUCUCGUGGGCUCUAGACCAUUCUUCCCAACCCUCGCCUCGUUUGUGGCCUUCUCCGCAGCCUCGCCAGUUUCUCCCCCCAUCAUUGCCGGCCCGCUUUUUUCCCUUGCAACCGGCAAAUCCCUUCUCUACCAGGCGGCAACUUCCUACUUCCUCCAGUCCUUCGUAACCCAGACGAUUUCGUUGAAGCUACAAAACUACUUCUACCACCGUCUUAUGUCGAUAAUUCCGGAUCCAACCCAUGGCAAAAAGCCCACUGCGUUCCAGGGCAUCAACAAUGACCGGAUGUCUAUCGACAUCGAGAUGAGCUUUGAGGCAGUAGGGCCAUCGGCACUCACGAUUGAGGACAUGGCGAACUCCUCACACGCGGGGGGCUACACAGCCACCAUCCCCUUCGACCCAGUAACCGGCGACAUCAUCACGCCGUCACCCGAGGUAACGACUGAUCCCUUGGAGCUCGACGAAACCGACAGCGAAGCGUCGCGGCCGCCGUCGCCGCAUCCGGGCCCACCCCGCCGCGCGUCAUCCCUCGCACAGCACCAACAGCAAGAAGCAGAAGAAGAAGAAGCGGAGAACGAGCGUCGCCGUCAAGAAUGGCACAAUUACCAUGCCAACACAAACCGCAUCCAGCACCGCAUCACCACGCUCUCCGGCCACCCGGCCGAUAUCGCCGCCUCCCACGCUACCGAGUGCAUCACCACGGCGAUAAUGCUCGUAACUGAGUCGGUGAUGCUAAGGACUCUGGCUAGGGGUGUACUGGCGGCCCGCGGCCUGCACGGUUUCGUCUACCCACCGCUGCAGCUCUUUGGCGCAGGCCAGGGAUUGAUCGCGAAAGCCCUCGUGGCGGGUGAGUGGGCGGCCAUGUGGUUUCUCUUUGAGGUUAGUUGGAUCACUUCGACGGCCGUAGGCGUGAGGUGGUUUGGGUAUGCUAGGGCUUGGUAGGGUUGGUAGUAAUGGUAAUUGACAUUUGAUACUGGAGUUUGGAGUUUCUGGAGGGGGGUGAUUAAGAAUACCUACCUCACUUUUUGUUUUUUUGUUUUGGCAAUCCUACUUGUGUACCAGUUGUUACUGUUUUGUGAACAUGUCGUGGGAGAGGAUGCAGUGUACUUACAAUACACUGUAAAGUCGACGCGAAUACUAUUGGAUUAUUGACGACCGAGAAGUAGCGGGAAGCGUCAAGCUACUCUACUACCUACCGGUUCAAGAAGUUGAAGGGCAAACUGAUAAGAGAAGGUUGCAUGAGUAAGGGAAUAAUUGGAGACGGAGGGGGAAACGGAGGAGUCUCCAGGAGAGUAGAACACGGGGAUCACGAUGCCGCUCUGGACCUCUGGUCGCGCGAAUGUCCCAGUUUUGGGGGAUAGGAAUUGCGGUGUCCUGUAUGCUUAUCCUGACUCCUGUGCGCAGUGUGUACCUACUGGCGG